AUGGCAGCCCCGACCAAGGAGGCGAUCCUGGUCGCACUGUUGCUACUGCGCACAUCUGGUGAGACCUUCCUGGUUGCCCCAGUCAAGACCUCCGAAACAUGCAUGCGCGGCUAUGCCAUCUGCUCCUAUGCGUUGACCUGCCCGGGAGACUACUCGCUUGAAUGCCAAGAAAUCGGCUGUGAUGCUUCAGAACAAGUAUGUGCAGAUCUGGGCGUCAACUUCAGGCCUUCCGAAUGGAACGGUCACUGUAAUGACUGGCCCGAUGUUUCCCGGAGGUACGAGUGCUGUCAGUGUAUUGGGUUUGAGCCCUUGCCGGCCACCCAUCGUCCAGCCUCGUCCGGCCAGACUUGCCAUCGCACAAGUGGAGAGUGCCCGACAUCCUUGGAGACAUCAUGUUGCAAAGAGGAGCUGUCUUGCCAAGAUGGCUUCGAGCUGUCCGCGCCGAUCUCCGUGUGCGGGGCGACCGCAUGUGAUCAACUGGGCUCAAGCUACAUCUCGAGCGAAGUCAUCUUCUUUUCACAGCAAUGUGUGGAUGUAUAUGCGCGAGACCAGACCCUCUGCAACACCUGCGUGGAAGUCUCUGCAGGCUCCACGAGCCAGGCGCCGGCCACGACCGUACCAAGCACCACAGGCACGACCGUGGUACAGACAACCUCACAGCAAGGUUCAACUACCAGAGCCCCCAGCAGCGACUUCACCUCUCCCACACGAAGCGGAGAGUUUUGUAUCACAGAUGGCUACUCGAUUUGCGAGUACGUGUUGGAGUGCCCGGGAGGCUACAACCUGCAGUGCCAAGGCGUGCCUUGUGACGCAGAGGCAAAGACCUGUUCUGAAUUAGGGAGCAGCUUCACUGCCAAACGCUGGAAUGGUCACUGUGAGGGAGACUGGCCAGAUGAAGUGGCACACCGCUUUGAGUGCUGCAGAUGCGCUCGAUCGCUACCCUCUGACGUCGGCUGGGAGUAUGUCGGCAGUCCGGGCAAUGGUGCCUGCCGCGGGAGGAAUAGCGACGACAAUGCUCCCAGCUACUACACAGUGCACGAGGGCAUUACUACUCUGGAAGCAUGCCAGGGCAUUUGCAUUGAGCAAUUUCCGAGUUGCAAAGGCAUUGAAUUCAGCCACGGGCGUUGUGAAACCUGGACACGUCCUGAAGGGAUCUUUGUGUGGAAAGAGCUCAACAUCAGUGGCUUUACCUGCAUGCGCUUUGGUUGGCUAACAAGGAAUCUCGUUCCUGUUGAUGGUGGGGAAGGGCGCGCUUGCCGUGGAGAUGGGCCUGGGGAUAAUUCCGAUGACUACUAUGUGGUCGUCGCAUCGGAGUCCCUCCAGGAAUGCCAGGCGGCUUGCUCAGCUGCACCGCUUUGCCAUGGGAUUGAAUUCAGCCGGGGUCGCUGCGAGAUUUGGCAGCGGCCGAUCGCGGCGAGCCUGGAGCUAGCGAACUUCACCUGCAAAGCCUACUAUCCGGAAGUUGCCUUGUUGCCACCGCCGCUCUUCACCGAAAAGGAGCCGAUCAUUCUGCCCUGA
Molecule: messenger RNA, 1518 nt
Organism: Symbiodinium natans
Lineage: Eukaryota; Dinophyceae; Suessiales; Symbiodiniaceae
Source: the annotation of a GenBank genome assembly